CCUAGAUCUGUUUUAUAUUUUAGUAGAAGUAUUUAAACUAGGAUUUUGCGGUAUAAGAAAGAUAUCAAUCAUUUAUUUCAUUAUUUUUAUAAUUCAGAUGAUCUACAUUCGAGAAAGAAUGCAAAGAAUCAACGUACAUAGAUAAUACUUGCACGUUUGAAUUUUGUACAACAGGUAGAUUUGUACUUUUAUUAAUUUCUUGUACCAAAAACACUCAGUAUUACAGUUUAUCUACGAAAAAUUUGUCUGUUAUAAAGACAAAAUGAUAUCUCAAUUAUUUGAUGAAUCUCCUAAAGAAAUGCAGUUAAUAAAUUCGGAUAACGAGUCACAGAACCAAAAACAAAUUGGUAAUGAUGGAAAAGUACAAAUGAAAAAACAACUUGGUCUUUUGGAAGGUGUUGCAAUUAUUUUAGGAAUCAUAUGUGGUUCAGGUAUUUUCAUUUCUCCAAAAGGUGUAAUUCAGGAAGUAGGCAGUGUUGGGGUAUCUUUAAUUGUUUGGGUUUUAUGUGGUCUACUUUCUAUGAUUGGGGCAUUAUGCUAUGCGGAAUUGGGAACUUGUAUACCUCGUAGUGGUGGAGAUUAUGCUUAUAUUUAUGAAGCUUUUGGAGCAUUACCUGCUUUUUUGUACUUAUGGGCUGCUAAUUUAAUCUUUGUACCAACUACAAAUGCUAUUAUGGGAUUAACAUUUGCUGAAUAUGUUUUACAACCAUUCUUUCCAAAUUGUACUAUCCCAGACAAUGGUAUACGAUUAAUAGCAGCAGUCACUAUUUGUUUACUUACAUUUGCAAACUGUUACGAUGUCAAAGAAACAUCGAAAAUGCAAAAUGUAUUUAUGUUUGCUAAAGUUGGUGCAUUAGUAAUUAUAAUUGUUGCUGGAAUGGUUUGGUUAUUACUGGGUCAUACAGAAAAUUUUGAGAAUUCCUUUGAAAACACUAUUACGGAGCCCGGUAAAAUUGCAGUUGCCUUCUAUUCUGGAAUAUUUUCAUAUUCUGGAUGGAAUUAUUUAAAUUUUAUGACAGAAGAAUUAAAAGACCCUUAUAUAAAUUUGCCGCGAGCUAUCUACAUAUCUCUGCCAUUAGUUACUUUCAUCUAUGUAUUAGCAAAUGUAGCUUACUUAUCGGUUUUAACUCCAACUGCUAUGAUUGCUUCUCGUGCCAUAGCUGUGAAUUUUGGUGCCGAAGUUCUUGGUAUCAUGGCAUGGAUAAUACCUGUAAUGGUAGCUAUAUCCGCAUUUGGGGGAUUGAGCGUUCAUAUCAUGACAUCAUCUCGAAUGUGUUUUGUUGGUGCUAGAAAUGGUCAUUUUCCUUCAAUGUUAAGUCAUAUUAAUAUUACAAGAUUUACGCCUACACCUGCCUUAGUUUUUCUUUGUAUUUUAUCUCUAAUUAUGCUGUGUACAAGUGAUAUUCUUGUAUUGAUCACGUAUUGCAGCAUAGUUGAGUCAUUUUUCAUUAUGCUAUCAGUAGCUGGCGUUCUAUGGCUUCGUUAUAAACGACCAAACAUGAAUCGACCAAUCAAGAUGCCCUUAUGGAUUCCCAUCACAUUUGUCGCUAUAUGUGCAUUUUUAGUGUUUGUUCCUUGCUAUGAAAGACCAUAUGAAGUUGGUAUAGGAGCCCUGAUAACUUUAUCUGGUAUUCCAGCUUAUUUUGUUGGCAUCAAAUGGAAAAAUAAACCCAUGUGGUUUCAACAAAUUAAUUUUGAGAUCACUUACGCCGUACAAAAAUUAUUUAUGUCUGUCACUGAAGAACGUGAUUUUUAAAUCCAAGUAUUAUAAUGAAGCUAAAAACAAUUCGAAUUGAAAAAAAAUUUGUGAUGUUUUAUUGCUUUAAUGCUAAUCAUGUAUGUGACCCAUGUGUUACUGAUAAGUACCACAGACUGCAUUCUUUAUAAACAAAGGUUGUACAUGUAAAACAAGUAAGUAAGGUUGCUCUCUGUGUUACAUAAAUUAGUUAUCAUCAUCUAUUAUAAUUUAUUUUGAAAAACUAUAACCGUGUUUUAUUCGGUUGUAUGU
Molecule: messenger RNA, 2008 nt
Organism: Colletes gigas
Lineage: Eukaryota; Metazoa; Arthropoda; Insecta; Hymenoptera; Colletidae
Gene: gb
Product: Y+L amino acid transporter 2
Exons: 12
Coding region: 263-1756 (497 amino acids)
Biological process (GO): amino acid transmembrane transport
Cellular component (GO): membrane
Molecular function (GO): L-amino acid transmembrane transporter activity
Source: RefSeq, a predicted model, not a curated record